Messenger RNA from Protobothrops mucrosquamatus (brown spotted pit viper), 2448 nucleotides. Its product is annotated as vomeronasal type-2 receptor 26-like. Gene Ontology annotation, biological process: G protein-coupled receptor signaling pathway. The record is from RefSeq and is a predicted model, not a curated record. Bases 1 to 2448 code for a protein of 815 amino acids. The transcript has 6 exons. NCBI's taxonomy places the organism in Eukaryota, Metazoa, Chordata, Lepidosauria, Squamata, Viperidae. Gene Ontology annotation, cellular component: membrane. Gene Ontology annotation, molecular function: G protein-coupled receptor activity.
AUGGUUGGUAGAGAAAGAGGACUAGAGGUCCUCUCCUUGUGGAGGGACAUUCAGCAGCUCUCCAAAGGAUAUAUGAUGGGAUUCCUAAAAACAAGUACCAGAAUGAAGUCCCUGCCGUGUCCACCAGGUGAACCCAUACCUGUUCCAAAUGAAUGGUACCAGCAAGGGGACUAUGUCAUUGGUGGGAUGGUAUCUAUGACUAGCUAUCAAUUCAAUGAAGUUUCAUUUCAGCAGCAUCCUUCUCAGGAGUAUUUUGGCCAUCCAGACGUGCUAACAAAGUUUUACCAACAUAUCAUUUCCUUGGUCUUUGCUGUGAAAAAGAUCAAUGAGAAUCCAGAAAUCUUGUACAAUGUCACUCUUGGCUUCUAUAUUCUUGAUAGCUACUACAAUGCAAUAAUGACCUAUCGGACCACCCUGGACCUGCUCUUCAGAUCACAGAGAUUUGUUCCGAACUAUAAAUGUGACACCAGGAGAAAUCUCAUUUCUAUCAUAGGAGGGCUCAGCUUUGGAACUUCCUCCUAUAUCGCAGAUCUGGCAAAGUUUUACAAGAUUCCACAGCUCACAUAUGGGUCAUUUACCCCACAAGAUGUUCAUAGCACUGAGAUUCCAUUCUAUUACUCCCUGGUUCCAAAUGAGUCCUCACAGUACAUUGGGAUUAUCCGACUGCUUCAACAUUUUAGGUGGAGAUGGGUUGGGCUCCUUGCUAUUGAUAACAGUCAAGGAGACCAUUUUCUGCAGAGCAUGGAGUCCCUCUUUUCCCAGCAUGGAAUCUGCUCUGCUUCUACAGAAAGAAUCCCAUUUUUAACCUACUGGGACAAGAUUUUUGAAAUGUUCAUAAAAGGGAAAAAUAUUUAUAAAAAAAUAAUUGAUGAGAAGACCAACACGUUCAUCAUCUGUGGAGAAUCUUUGACAAUUGCAUGGUUAACGGAUAUAAUUUUUUGGCUUGACCCUGGACAUGAGCAGAGUUCCUUGGGAAAGGUAUGGAUCAUGACUGCCCAGAUGGAUUAUUUAUUAACAGGAAUGAAUAAAAAAUGGGAUCGGCGAUUCUUCGAUGGUGCCAUUUGCUUUAAAGUUCACUCAAAAGGCAUUCCAGGGUUCAAAGAAUUCCUGAAGUUCAUAAAACCUCCUUGGAUUCAAGGAGAUGGAUUUUUUCCACUUUUCUGGGAACAAGUAUUUGAUUGUUCAUUACCAUCCCAUUCUUUAACCAAACUGGACAAUCCCUUUUGUACUGGAGAGGAGAGGCUAGAGAACAUUCCUGGGGCUCUUUUUGAGGUAGAGAUGUCUGGGCACAGCUAUAGUAUCUAUAACGCUGCCUCUCUAUUGGCUCAAGCUUUACAUGCUCUCUUCUUACUUCGAUCUAAUCGCAGACAUUUUUUGAGGCACAAAUUAUCAGAAUAUGAAGAUUCACAACCAUGGCAGGUGCUUCCCAUUUCUCUAUGCAAUGAACAUUGUCUCCCUGGUUAUCAAAAGAGGAAGAAUGAAGGAAAGAAAUUCUGCUGUUAUGAUUGUGUUGAAUGUCCAGAGGGGAAAAUCUCUAAAGAGAUUGACACUGUUGCUUGCUUUCAAUGUCCUGAUGAUCAAUAUGCAAACCAUAAGAAAGAUGGAUGCAUCAUGAAAACAAUUAGCUUCUUAUCUUAUGAAGAACCUUUAGGACUCAGUUUAGCCACCAUUGCUACUUUAUUUGUCCUCACUACAAUAUGGGUGUUGGGAAUAUUUAUUCAGCACAAAGACAGUCCUAUUGUGAAAGCCAACAACCGGGAUCUCACCUACAUUCUCCUCAUCUCCCUUCUCCUUUGCUUCUUCUGUUCUUUGCUCUUUAUUGGACAACCUGAGAGAGUCACCUGUCUCCUCAGACAGUCUGCAUUUGGUCUCACCUUUUCAUUGUCCAUCUCUUGUGUGUUGGCAAAAACCAUCCUUGUUUCUCUUGCCUUCAAGGCCACCAAGCCAGGAUCUCAGAUAAGGACAUGGGUGGGGAAAAGAUUGGCUGUUUCUGUUGUCCUGCUCUGCUCUCUACUCCAAGCAAGUAUCUGUCUUGUUUGGUUAUCCACCUCUCCUCCAUUCCCAGAAUUAGACAUGCACUCAACAACUGAAGAAAUGGUUCUGCAAUGCAAUGAAGGCUCAGUCUUUAUGUUUUAUUGCGUUCUGAGCUAUAUGGCUCUUCUUUCACUUUCCAGCUUCAUUGUGGCAUUCCAGGGUCGUAAACUUCCUGACAGUUUUAAUGAAGCCAAGUUCAUCACCUUCAGCAUGUUGGCUUUCUGCAGUGUGUGGGUCUCCUUUGUUCCAACAUACCUGAGCACCAGAGGAAAAGCUAUGGUGGCUGUGGAGAUAUUCUCCAUUUUGUCCUCUAGUGCCGGGCUUCUAGGAUGCAUCUUUUUCCCCAAAUGUUACAUUAUUGUAUUUAGACCUGAUUUAAACAAAAGGGAUCAACUGAUAAGAAGACAUGUUUAA